CUUGUUUGAAAUUUCUGAUGGGGUGCGAGUUGCCAGUGGUCACAUUCUUUCACACCAAAGAUCCACAAUUCUCGAUCUGCGAUGGAAGAGAAGUGAAUCUGUUCCUUGACCUUAUCCUGACUUGCCCUCUGUCUGCUCACGGGAAAAAGUUCCCGAUCGUGCCUCGCUGCAUUCGAACUGAAUGUCUCCACGACUGCCCAUGACAUACCCAUGAGAGAGGGCCUCGUGUUCAGAUUGUGCAGAAGUGUAACCGGAAAGAGACCCCCUCCUAGGUAUACUGUCCUUGCUGAAUCUCUCGGAUGAAUCUGUCAUCAAGUUCGAGCCUUCGACACUACUUAAGAACGCCCAUCCUGCGCCUUCACCUCCGUUCGUCUGCUCAGCUUCACGACCCUGUUUUCUGUCCGGCAUGAAAAAUCUUUACGUCCUCCCAAAUGUCGAGCUUGCGAAAAGCAUCAAGGCACAACACGAGACUCUCGACAAGGCCGACCAAUACCACCGCAAGUGGGAGCCCAAACAAAUCGAGAUCGCCGCUGAGGGUUAUCAUGCGAGCAAAGCAUCACGCGAAAGUAUAAUGGCGGCUGGGUGUCCACUACCAGUGGUUGCCUUCAAUGGGAGUGUGUUGCACGAGCGCAUUACGGCGCAGAGUGACGAAUCUCGGGAUGCGCUCAAUUAUGCCGUCGCUUACUCGGCUGACUCGAUAGGCGAGCCGUGGCGUCCCAUCCAAAAACUGCCUUCUCUCUCUUCUGGACGUGAUAAAAAUGGCAUCAAACAGACGAUUAGAGACAUCUUGGGCUCCGACCUUCCAGAGUUGAACAGCUCUAUCUCUGCUCGCGAGCAUGCAUCGCUGAGGACAAUCGCUGCGCGCACCCCAAACAAAGCUCCUACCUACAAGUUCGUCAGCCCCGGUACUUUUGACAUCGAUCCAUCGAACAAUUCAGAUCUAUCUGUCGCCGACAAUACGGUACCACACAGAUAUUUUACUACGAAUGGGCUGAACGUUCCCAGCUCAUCGUCAGGGGACACGAGUCCGUGGCCGGAGCCUACUUUCGUUCCACCGUCCUCGGGCGCCAAUUUUGCCGGUCCCUCGACUAUUCCAGCUACAGCAGCUCCGGUCGCUGGUCCCUCCGCGCAAGCCAUCGCAUCCAACAUGGUUCCUGGACCUGUUGGACGCAUCCAAGCGAUCAGUGCACCUGUAGUUCAGCCCACAUUAGCUGGUGGCCCCGCUCAAGCAGUUCAAACAAAUGCUAUCAAUACUAUCGCUCCAUCACCCGCUCCAACGGGGCACCCCUCGCACAGUCGCAAUCCGACUUUCCAGGGUGAAGCAUCCUACCACUCUCAUGGGCGAUCUCAUCCCAGUCGCGGUAACAUCUCAUCGCAAAGCAACGCCCAGGUCCAGAUGGAUCACGCUGGCCAUGUCGUUCAGCCGGCUUAUUACGCUCCACCCUCUAGCAUGUCGAGCCGACGUCAGACCGAACCACCGGUGAUAGCUCAACAUCAAGGUCGCCAGCAGAGCGGACAUCAAGUUGUUGAGCAGGACCGUCAUCGAGGCGAUCGACACCAACGCGAUCAGCAGUACGAACAUCGAGGUGACCGCCAUCGAGGGGGUCAGCAAGAACAACAUCGACGUGACCAGCAAGGCCGACACCAGGAAUCCCGCUCUCGAUCGCACUCACGCUCGCGGACCACUCCCCCGCCAGGGCCGCAAGACCGUUCUGGCCGUCCAGUCGCACGACCACCUACCCCAAUUCCCCGAUCGGCCUCGCGGGCGCAUUCGCAGAGUCGGAUGUACGAUCGCCCCGCGCUCGAUCAACAACGCUCCCGUCACCGUUCGAGACAAUCCGGCCCAACAGAGCCUCCGCAGCGGCUGUCACGCUCGAGGUCGGUGACUCCGACUUUUAUCACUUAUCCAGUUUCUGCGAUGCCUGUGCAACACUCAGUUUCGGCCUGGCAAAGCAGUGCUGUUGAACACCACUCUUCGAGCAACAGAGCCGGACAGCCUUCUGGCCAAGCCCCCGCGGAAGCUAGACACCGGGCUCCAUCUCGGACUCGACAGGCCGAGCAAUCCGCUCCCCCAGUACAGCAUCGAAGUCGGUCUGACAGUCACGGUAUCCCGAGGUCGGUUUCUGUUGACGUAUCGCACAUUGGGAUUCAUAGUCUGCUCAGGGCUCAAGCUCCGGCCGCUCUGAUCCCAUCUCAGCCGUUGCAUUCUUCUCGCAACGAGGCUCUAGCUCUGCGGCGAACGCAAAGAAGAAUUCCGGAGCGGAGAGCCAUCGCGGCUUCUGGGGACCCAUCUCAGUAUAUUCAGCCUCCACCGGCUGCUGGGCCCUCUGCACAUCGGGCUGCGAGCUAUUCCGAGCAGCCGAUAGCUUCUUCGUCCCAGUACGAUCCUUACGCGACGACAGCCCCGAACAAGUCUCGCAAGCACAGACCCUCGCAAGUCUGAUCAGCCGUGUCGACCCCGAGACCCAUUUUCUUGCGCGCUCACUUUCGACCACCCACUGUCCUGCUCCUAGCGAGCAGACCUCCGUUGUACGAUUAUCUAUGUAUGUAUGCUUCCCGCCUCUAGGACACUCGUGCGAUUGCGCUGGACUACUUUCCUAUGCACCGUCCCCUCUCUCACUCUGCCUUUCAUCGUCUGAACUUGCCUGGUACCGUCGAGACUGGUAGUUUUUGUCUGUGGGGACAUCGCGCGAUUGCGCUGUACCUUUUUCUUGCCGACUCUCCGCUGUUGUAAAUUGUAGAGUAUGCUGUGUAUGUCGUUCUUGUUUUCGUAAAUGGUGUCCAAUACACGGUGUAGUGA
Molecule: messenger RNA, 2800 nt
Organism: Mycena citricolor
Lineage: Eukaryota; Fungi; Basidiomycota; Agaricomycetes; Agaricales; Mycenaceae
Source: the annotation of a GenBank genome assembly